GAAUGUUUUGAAAUUGCAGUGAAAUCAACAGAAACAAGCCCAACUAGUAUGACUAGUUCUUCCACUGCAACUGAAUCCUCAAUUCAGAGUACAGAAGGAGACACUGGUACUACACAGGCAGUGACCUCCGCUUCUCCCACCUCUGAGCAACCAUCCACCACAGGGACAUCUUCUCUGUCAACGUUGGGGAACUCUUCCAGUGGGACCACUGCACCUGAACCCUCAAUUCAGAGUACAGCAGGAGACACUGGUACAAAACAGGCAGUGACCUCCACUUCUCCCACCGCUGAGCAACCAUCCACCACAUGGACAUCUCUGUCAACGUUGGGGAACUCUUCCAGUGGGACCACUGCAACUGAACCCUCAAUUCAGAGUACAGCAGGAGACACUGGUACUACACAGGCCGGGACCUCCGCUUCUCCCACCGCUGAGCAACCAUCCACCACAUGGACAUCUCUGUCAACGUUAGGGACCUCUUCCAGUGGGACCACUGCAGCUGAACCCUCAAUUCAGAGUACAGCAGAAGACACUGGUACUACAAAGGCAGGGACCUCCGCUUCUCCCACCGCUGAGCAACCAUCCACCACAUGGACAUCUCUGUCAACGUUGGGGACCUCUUCCAGUGGGACCACUGCAACUCAACCCUCAAUUCAGAGUACAGCAGAAGACACUGGUACUACACAGGCAGGGACCUCCGCUUCUCCCACCUCUGAGCAACCAUCCACCACAUGGACAUCUCUGUCAACGUUGGGGACCUCUUCCAGUGGGACCACUGCAACUGAACCCUCAAUUCAGAGUACAGCAGGAGACACUGGUACUACACAGGCAGGGACCUCCGCUUCUCCCACCUCUGAGCAACCAUCCACCACAUGGACAUCUCUGUCAACGUUGGGGACCUCUUCCAGUGGGACCACUGCAACUGAACCCUCAAUUCAGAGUACAGCAGGAGACACUGGUACUACACAGGCAGGGACCUCCGCUUCUCCCACUUCUGAGCAACCAUCCACCACAUGGACAUCUCUGUCAACGUUGGGGAACUCUUCCAGUGGGACCACUGCAACUGAACCCUCACCUCAGAGUACAGCAGAAGACACUGGUACUACACAGGCAGGGACCUCCGCUUCUCCCACCUCUGAGCAACCAUCCAGCACAUGGACAUCUCUGUCAACGUUGGGGACCUCUUCCAGUGGGACCACUGCAGCUGAACCCUCAAUUCAGAGUACAGCAGAAGACACUGGUACUACAAAGGCAGGGGCCUCCGCUUCUCCCACCUCUGAGCAACCAUCCACCACAUGGACAUCUCUGUCAACGUUGGGGACCUCUUCCAGUGGGACCACUGCAACUGAAACCUCAAUUCAGAGUACAGCAGGAGACACUGGUACAAAACAGGCAGUGACCUCCACUUCUCCCACCGCUGAGCAACCAUCCACCACAGGGACAUCUUCUCUGUCAACGUUGGAGAACUCUUCCAGUGUGACCACUGCAACUGAACCCUCACCUCAGAGUACAGCAGAAGACACUAGUACUACACAGGCAGGGACCUCCACUUCUCCCACCUCUGAGCAACCAUCCACCACAGGGACAUCUCUGUCAACGUUGGGGAACUCUUCCAGUGGGACCACUGCAACUGAACCCUCAAUUCAGAGUACAGAAGGAGACACUAGUACAAAACAGGCAGUGACCUCCGCUUCACCCACCGCUGAGCAACCAUCCACCACAGGGACAUCUUCUCUGUCAACGUUGGGGAACUCUUCCAGUGGGACCACUGCAACUGAACCCUCAAUUCAGAGUACAGCAGAAGACACUAGUACUACACAGGCAGGGACCUCCGCUUCUCCCACCUCUGAGCAAUCAUCCACCACAGGGACAUCUUCUCUGUCAACGUUGGGGACCUCUUCCAGUGGGACCACUGCAACUGAACCCUCAAUUCAGAGUACAGCAGGAGACACUCGUACUACACAGGCAGUUACCUCCGCUUCACCCACCGCUGAGCAACCAUCCACCACAGGGACAUCUUCUCUGUCAACGUUGGGGAACUCUUCCAGUGGGACCACUGCAACUGAACCCUCAAUUCAGAGUACAGCAGGAGACACUCGUACUACACAGGCAGUUACCUCCGCUUCACCCACCGCUGAGCAACCAUCCACCACAGGGACAUCUUCUCUGUCAACGUUGCAGACCUCUUCCAGUGGGACCACUGCAACUGAACCCUCAAUUCAGAGUACAGAAGGAGACACUAGUACAAAACAGGCAGUGACCUCCGCUUCUCCCACUGCUGAGCAACCAUCCACCACAGGGACAUCUUCUCUGUCAACGUUGGGGAACUCUUCCAGUGUGACCACUGCAACUGAACCCUCAAUUCAGAGUACAGCAGAAGACACUAGUACUACACAGGCAGGGACCUCCGCUUCUCCCACCUCUGAGCAACCAUCCACCACAGGGACAUCUUCUCUGUCAACGUUGAGGACCUCUUCCAGUGGGACCACUGCAACUGAACCCUCAAUUCAGAGUACAGCAGGAGACACUAGUACUAUGCAGGCAAUGACUUCUGCUUCUCCCACCUCUGAUCAACCAUCCACCACAGGGACAUCUUCUCUGUCAACAUUGCCUGCCGCUCCCAGUGUGACCACUGCAACUGAACCCUCAACUCUGAGUACAGCAGGAGAUACUACUACUCCGCAGGAAGUGACCUCCAUUUCUUCCACCUCCUCAGAGGAACCAUCCACUGCAGGGACACUUUCGCUGUCAACGUUGCCCGCCUCUUCCAGUGUGACCACUCCAACUGAACCCUCAACUCAGAGUACUGCAGGAGGCACUACUUCUCCUCAGGAAGUGACCUCUAUUUCUUCCACAUCAUCGGAACCAUCCACUCCAGGGACAACUUCUCUGUCAACAUUUCCGGCCUCUUCCAGUGAUGCUACUACAGCGAUCCUAAGCGCAACUAGUGUGACUGAAACGGUCAGUUCACCUACCGCCUCUUCCAGUUCCACCAAACAGCGUUCUGAAACAAUUACAUCUAUCUUAUCCCCAAGCACCACCACUGCAGAUGGACCCUCAACUCAGAGUUCAGCAGGAGACAGUAGUACUACGCAGGCAGUGACCUCCUCUUCUUCCACCUCGGAGGAACCAUCCACUGCAGGGACAUCUUCUCUGUCAACGUUGCCUGCCCCUUCCAUUGAGGGUACUACAGCGAUCCUAAGAACAAGUAGUGUGACAGAUAAGCUGAGUCCAUCUACCACCUCCUCCAGUUCCACAGAAGAGCGUCCUGAAACAAGCACAUCGAAGGCAUCUACAUCUACC
Molecule: messenger RNA, 3300 nt
Organism: Podarcis muralis (Common wall lizard)
Lineage: Eukaryota; Metazoa; Chordata; Lepidosauria; Squamata; Lacertidae
Source: RefSeq, a predicted model, not a curated record